This is a messenger RNA of Colletotrichum orchidophilum, 471 nucleotides long. RefSeq lists its product as uncharacterized. NCBI's taxonomy places the organism in Eukaryota, Fungi, Ascomycota, Sordariomycetes, Glomerellales, Glomerellaceae. The record is from RefSeq and is a predicted model, not a curated record. Bases 1 to 471 code for a protein of 156 amino acids. The transcript has a single exon.
AUGCCCCAUUUGUUCUCCCAGUCCCGCGAGACACAAUGCGCAAUUGGCCAACCUCGUCUCUUGAGAAGUCGGGAUCAUGCUCGUACUCUCAGACGAAUCCUCAGCCACAUCCCUGGAAUACGGAAAGCCACCCAUCGCCUAUAUUUCGGACGCAUCGUCCGACAGACAAAGCCAAUUCUGACAUCGGGAGAAACUCAGAAGGGGCAGCAGACACUCACAGAAGGAGCAGGGGCAAAAAGUCGGUGGCUGGGAAAUCAACAUCCGGGUAAGCUCUCCAAUGCCGCCGGUGAUGCCCAAGCAACAACGUCCAAGAACAGCCAGCCACUCAGCCUGGAGAGACGCGUGAGCCACCAGCUCCACUGUGCUUCAUGGCCGCAUACAGAGCGGCCCAUCACCAACUUGAAGACCCUCAUUUGCUUUGUCGGUGUGCCACGGUGCUUGUUUCGGGCCUCGUGCCCAGAGCAAGUAUAA